Molecule: messenger RNA, 4967 nt
Organism: Amoebophrya sp. A120
Lineage: Eukaryota; Dinophyceae; Syndiniales; Amoebophryaceae
Source: the annotation of a GenBank genome assembly
AGAAUCACUUACGCUAGCUUCUACCAUCUGCAAGGAGGAGUGCGCACACAUGUCGUGCAAAUACCGGGUGGGUGUUUCUGGGCCAUCGACGUUCGCACCGUCGCUGUGUGCACAUUCGCUAGUGAUAGUGAAGGCUGUAUCAUAUGACUUGUUCUAAAUGUUGAGCGCCGGGGCAUUCUCCUCGGGCGAGGGCGGACCCAGCAACAAGCUUCCUCAGGGACCUAGUACCACUGUCGCGGAGAGGGCAGGAGUUGGCACGGCGUUGUUACUGGGCUGUCCGUUCCACGUUGAAUCCGGUGUGUUUCUGGAUCGCCUGUAUGGAGAUUUCGAUUGUGUCGCCCGGUAUGCGAGCUGGAGCAAGGCGCAACACGAGGACCCAAAUCGCGCAGCCACCUCGACUUCGUACAUUCCCUCGUCGCUUCCGUUCGGCUGUUGCGUGGACGCACGGAGAUCGCUCCUCGACGGGUCGCUCACUUCCGAGCAGGUGCUGGCCCGCAUGACGGCAUUUCUGCAGAAGACAUACAAUCUGCAGAGUAGUUCCAAAAAUGCAACAGCAGCUGGUACAACUUCUACAGGGAGGAGGACGUCGCAAACGCAGUCACAGCCAGAAGACCGACCCCCACCCUGGCGGACACGGCUUUUGAUGUUCGGUGGUCACGGCCGCGAGGAUUCUGGGGACUGGAUCUAUGCCAGCGAACGCCCACGGGGACGAGCGUGUCAGGUCAAAGUUUUGCACUUCCUGCAUGUUCUUGAGGACGUCUUCGCAGGAACGUGGUCAUCGCCAAGGGUGGUCCAGUCGUGUCGUGCAUCAUCUAUGCACUGGAUACGAAUUUUUCAGCAGACAUGAUUUCGAUUGUACUGCAACACGAACGAGAACGACCACGCGCAGGUUGUAUGUGAGGUCACGAGCGUUCUCAAUGAAGUUAUUUCGUAGAGACAAUCGUUGGGCACGCGUUUGGUACAAGGCAUGACGCAUUAUAUGACUAACUUGACUUUUACCCAAGAUUUCGCUACGAUACCCUUCUGGCUGACGGAGACUUGAGUUUUCAAAGAUUUCUACUCGCCUUGCUGGAGCAGUUGCUGCCCAACGCCGUGGACCCAACUAUAGCCCGCGCAGGUGUAACAAUCUCAACUGUUUUUCCAACGGGCACGAAGCAGCUGGAACUUUGUGGCGCCUGGUGGAAGAUCAUGUGCAUCCAAACCAAGAUGCAGACUCCUUCAGGUCGAGCGGUUUCACUGACACUGCCUGUCAUGCAAAUAUACAAAUCUGGACCUGGAGAUGGAGUCUUGGUCUAAGUAAUCCAAUUACAAUGGCGUAGUUAAAUAUUUCAAACAGACUUGAGAUUCUACCACCUGAGCGAGGCAUACUGGCGGAUACCCUGCAGCUGCAGGCAGCCAAGCGCGAGCGGGAGGUUCUGGUCCUUCUGGAUGCCUGCUACAGUGGCAUCUGGGUGCGGAAACUGCACCAAAUCGCGAAGCUGAUCGCACUGAUUGCGGAAUGGGAAAACACCGUGCGCGCGAAGCAGCAGGACGGGACAGAGCCACGCGUGCGUCUGCUCAAUGGGGAGGAAGCCGUGCUGGACCUGGACGACGCAGAGAUUCUGAAGCAAGCCGCCGCUGCAGCCACGAGGCCGACGGGAGGUGCUGGGGCGACGGCGGACGUGAAACAGCAGCCAGGGAUCCGUCGGCGUAAGCUGCGCCCCCCGCUCGUCGAUUUGCUGAUGCUGGAACGCGAAGGGGCCGACCAGUUUCUGCUGGAGAGAACGCGCCGCAACGUUUUCAAAUUCCAUCAACAAGUCGCUGACCAGAUGAAAUCCGCCGCGCAGCGGCGUGAUGCCGAAGCGCGAAAAAGCGGCCUGGAGAAGCCUGCGCCACACAUUGGCGUGCCUCCAAUAAGGACCGGCGAGCCAUCGUUCGCCGGAAUCGUCGACGAGGCGCCCACCUCUCGGCGGCCGCAGAAUUAUGAAGGCGUGCAACAAGAAGUUGCAACUGUGAGACCGGGCAAAAUUGCGGCGACAGACCGAUUUCGGAAGCUCCGCGAUCAACGAGAGAGGAUGUUUGGUAGGAUGAAUAUCUCUGAUGCAGGACGAGGUGGAGGUCCAGCAGGAACGAUUACCACAAACUCGAACAUAGUAUCUCCGAGCACUGGUAGUUCAUCUGCAACUGUGCAGGGCCAGGGAACCUCGCCCCCACGGCAGGAUGCGGGUACCCUAUAUGCUUACGCCAGCCACUCACCGCCUGCCCCUCAACGGCUCGAAUCGCACAGCCAGGGAAGGCCGCCGGCGACAAUGGGUGCGUCUCCUGUUCCGUUGGUGGGAACUGCAGGCGUUGGACUAGGCAGCCCUACGUUUAACUUGGGUGGUGGAAGAUAUGAUAGCAUGCCUGGCAUUAGUGCUAUCGGCGGACGAAACACCAACAUAAUUGCAGGUGGUAAAAAUGCCAAAAGCAACGGACCUUUCCGUGCGGCUGCUCAACAAGUAGAUCUGGAGACGCAGCAGAACGCUGAGAAGCUGUACCUGCUAGAGUUCAUGGAGCGAAAUCAGCUGGCCCACGAGAUUCUGGCAACGCAGCCCCCGGUGGAGCUGGCUGCCGAACAGGAGGCGACCACGUUCAUCUUCGACCGCACAAACACCCGAGUCGCGCGAGCCGGGGGCCUGCGCACCCGGAACGAAAAAGGUGGAGCCGUGGACAAUUUUUCUGUGCGCGGCCCCGAUGACCCUGCGCGAAAGUUCGAAAGGCCGACGCACCGCCCGAAGAAGGACGUCGGGCUGAUGACCGAUGGUGAGUUCUUCGCGGAGAUGCUGUUACUGUGCCCCGGGAGCUUGUUCCACGAGGACCAGCGAGACGACCUUGCUUCGAUCCACGAGAAGUGGUGUCAGGUUUUUCCCCCCGGGGGGACGCGGAAGCCCUCCAGUAGCUCGGCCAAUUCGCGGAUCCGCCUCUGCUUCCAAUCGGCGUGCGCCAGUGCAGAGCGGGCUUUCGACGGAGUGUUCCUGUCGUCUUGGCUGCUGGUGCAAAAGCAGGAGCUGGCGUCUCACUACGCCCUCAAGCACUUCGCGUACCUAGGCAAGCACCCGCUGUUCUAUGUGGUGCAAACGACCGCUAAGACGGAGGACGAUUAUGGUGAUGGAGCUGUUGCUGCGCCGGAUGAAAUUACGUCGAAUACUGUGGUGGAUCAAAAUGAAGCUGCUACUGCUACAAUUCCUCUAAAAACAGAUGGCGCAAGGACCUCUUCUAGCACAACGAAAAAUACUAGCACGAUGAAGAUGACGAUCGACAUACUGCUAUCGGCCGACGGCACCUGGCGAACCAAGGACAAUGCGUUGCUAGUAGGCACGCACGCGGAACAGUCGCAGCCAGCCUUCUUGGCAGUGGAACCCGACUUCUUGACCGAGGGCGGUACCAAGGACGCGCGUCGGUUUGGCACCUCCUCUGACGGGUCAGCGCUACCACCAACGCUGAAUAUGUUUUUGCAAGCGGAAGACCUGCGGAUUGCGGAGGCGCAGCUUGUGCAGAUCUACGCCGGCGCGGACAGCAGUUUACCGAUGCCGCUGCCGAAAUCCGUGUACCAGCACCUGCACGCGGAACAGAUUAUCCAGCAAAUCCUACGGGAGGCCGAAUUUUUCGCCGCACGCUCCAAGGCCGACGCCGGAGGGGGCGGGUUCUUCUCGGCUUUGCAAAAUGCAGACAGCAUGAAAUCCGUCCUAGACUCCUUCUUGUCCUACGCUACUAAUGGAACCGACUCCUCUGCGAAUCAGGGCGCGGCGCUCGACCACACGGAGCAGGCCACCUGGAGUAUGGUGCAGUUCCUGUACAUGGAUUCGGCGGUGCGGGAUGUGGGAAGCACGAUCGAAGUGUCGCGGUUUAUCCGUACCUUGUUGGAGCAGGUCCCGUCUCUGCUCGGGAUAAACACACUCUACCUACUGGUUGCUCGCCUACCCAAUCUGGCACUGUUCAGUUUGCUAGAACUAGACAAAGAAAUAGUCGUCGGGGCGGACGAUGGAGAAGAUGCUGAGGGAUCAUCUGCAGACGCCGCCCGCCGGGGCCAAGAUGUACAAGGUAGCACGCUCGUGCCACUUCCAGUCCGCCUCCAAGAAUACCUGCAGAAGGCAAUUACGGCGGCCUUCACGAACGCGAAAACGCCGGACCGGCUGAGUACGCUCGUUGCGGCGAGCGGUAUGCAGCUUCUCUCGCAGCUCCACGUGGCGUUCUCCCAGCAGAGCGAUUUUGCGGACAAGUUGCGGCCGUUGCUGGUUACCGAGAGCUUCGUGACGGCCAUUCUGCAGCGCGUGCCGAAGUUGGAAUCCCUGUUCCAACUCCAGCUAUACGCGCUGUGGAACACAGUGCGCGAACCGCCCUUGGCGGUGCUGGCACUGGACUGCGGAUUGGGCAGGCUUGUGGUCGAAUGUCUGCAGUACACCACCGGCACCGCGGCCGCACAAAUCAUCAGCAGUGUUUUGCAGCCGGCAGGCGCAGCUGUGCCAGGACUUUUGAACUCGCGGGACCACGAUAGUACCAGCACGCAAGUAGUGCCUCCUGGGUCCCCCUCUGCAACAGGAGCAGGAGGUGCUGUGGUACAGACAAGCUUUAUGAAGGACUCUGCUCUCAGCGACACGCGUGCGGUUAACAUGACACGGAGAAUUUGGGCGGUGAAGGUGUUGUGGAUUACGCUGCGGCUGCUGUCCAUUGGGCGAAUUCCGGUGCCCGGAGAGAAGUUACCCAUCUUGUUGACCGAUCUCUUAGUGCGAGAAUCGAGAGAGGGGUGGAUCUGCUCGGACAAUGACUGGGACACGCUCUACCAAACGCGCAGGAUGCUAGGCCUCUCAGACAAUCAGUAGAGGCGGCGUACCUACGUGGUACGAACGAAGUGCUGCGUCGGAGAGAAUAUUGCCGAGCAAUGGAGAAACAGAUGAUGAAACAUUCAGUAUCAGUAUCACAAAGAUCUUCAUCCAGUGCUUCUUGAUGAU